Messenger RNA from Drosophila suzukii, 7302 nucleotides. It is a transcript of the gene Dscam2, whose product is annotated as Down syndrome cell adhesion molecule 2. The record is from RefSeq and is a predicted model, not a curated record. Gene Ontology annotation, cellular component: plasma membrane; axon. Gene Ontology annotation, molecular function: cell-cell adhesion mediator activity. NCBI's taxonomy places the organism in Eukaryota, Metazoa, Arthropoda, Insecta, Diptera, Drosophilidae. Gene Ontology annotation, biological process: homophilic cell-cell adhesion; axon guidance; dendrite self-avoidance.
UCGAAGGAUACGCACGGCUCUGGCGGACGACGGAAGUUGGAUUGAAAAUGCAUCGGGACUGAGUGCGAAAGUGAGUGCGCGUGUGGUGAAUUUCCGCCAAAAGAGAGUCCGGAAGAGAGCCGAGAAGCUUCCCUACUUGGCCAGUAAGAGCCACUCUCCUAACUUGGCCUAAAGUUCGUUUCGGCGGCGCGCAGUCAAGUCGAGUCCUUGCUGGCAAUCGGUUGUCCUGGCGGGAGUGCUUUUUUUCGUGUAGCACAGUGUGCCGGCACCGGGCCAUGCAGUCCCCCAAGAAAUAACAUCAAAUCAUCAAAUCAACAAAUCACCAAAGUGAAAACAAAAUCUUAAAGAUACAAAUGUGCCAAAGAAUGAGAGAAGAGUCAAGUGUCUGAAAUGUAAAACCGCUCAAAAGUGAAAGCCAAAAUCAAAAUUGUACAAGUCACUGCCCCAAGGAAAUUCCGGAAAAUCCUGAAAAAGAAAGCUCAGCUUAGCAAACAACCAAUCCAAUUAAUAUCUAAUAUCGAAAUUUAAAUUCAAAUCAGAAUCAAAACAGAAGCCGGAAAACAUGUGGAUUAGUAGCCGCUUUUUUGUGAUUUUCCUGCUGCUCCAUCUCGAUACCACCUGCAGUGAACCGUUUGAAGCCCACCUGCGCGGACCCGGAUUUGUGAUGGAGCCGCCCGGGCGUGUGGAGUUCUCGAACUCCUCGGGCGGCUGGCUGGACUGCUCGGCCUCCGGAAGUCCGCAGCCGACGGUCGACUGGGUGCACGCGGACGGUUCGGCGGUGACCGAGAUCCAUGGGGUGCGACGGGUCCUGCGGAACGGCACCCUCGUCCUGAUGCCCUUCGCUGCGGCCGCCUACCAUCAGGAUGUGCACAACACGAUCUAUCGCUGCAUUGCCAGCAAUUCGGUGGGUCGCAUCGUCUCGCGGGACGUGCAAGUGAGGGCGGUCGUGGCCCAGGCCUACAAAGUGGACGUGGAGGUGCUAUCUGCGUCGCGGGGCUGCACCGCCAUCCUGCGCUGCGUGGUGCCCACGUUCGUCAAGGAAUUGGUACGAGUGGUCUCGUGGGUUCAUGAACCCGCUAUCUACAUCUAUCCCUCGUUGCAAGGCGAUGGAAAAUUCCACUUGCUUCCCACUGGCGAGCUGCUCAUCCACAAUCUGCAGGAGAGCGAUGAGUCGCAGUCCUUCCGCUGCCGCAGCAUGCACCGCCUGACCCGCCAGGUGGUCGUCAGCUCGCCCACCCGACUGCGUAUUAAUUCGCAUCGCGGCAUCAUUUCGCCGAGCGUGGUGGAGCACACGGCCCAUGUGCAGGUUUCGCAGGACGAGGGCGCGGUGCUCCUGUGCGUCGCCCAGGGCUGUCCUUCGCCCGAAUACAGCUGGUUCACCCACAAUGGAGCUGGACCCCUGCCCGUCCUGAGUGGUCCUCGUGUCCGUUUGCUCGGCCCCAUCCUGGCCAUCGAGGCGGUGACUGGCGAGGAUUCCGGAGUCUACAAGUGCACGGCCGGCAAUGUGGGCGGCGAGGCUAGUGCCGAGCUCCGCCUGACGGUGGCCACGCCCAUCCAAGUGGAAAUCUCUCCGAAUGUCCUCAGCGUUCACAUGGGCGGCACGGCGGAGUUCCGCUGCCUGGUCACGAGCAACGGCAGUCCGGUGGGCAUGCAGAACAUCCUGUGGUACAAGGACGGCCGCCAGCUUCCCUCCUCGGGCCGCGUGGAGGACACGUUGGUGGUGCCCCGAGUGAGUCGUGAGAACCGCGGCAUGUACCAGUGCGUGGUGCGCCGGCCCGAGGGCGAUACGUUCCAGGCCACCGCCGAGCUCCAGCUGGGAGAUGCGCCGCCCGUCCUCCUGUACAGCUUCAUCGAGCAGACCCUCCAGCCAGGACCAGCUGUGAGCCUCAAGUGCUCCGCUGCCGGCAAUCCUACGCCGCAAAUUUCAUGGACACUGGACGGAUUUCCGCUGCCAUCAAACGGAAGAUUUAUGAUCGGACAAUACAUCACCGUGCAUGGCGAUGUAAUUAGUCAUGUUAACAUAAGCCACGUCAUGGUCGAGGAUGGCGGCGAGUACGCCUGCAUCGCCGAGAAUCGGGCGGGACGAGUGCAGCAUGCGGCCCGCUUGAAUAUUUAUGGUCUUCCCUACAUUCGACUGAUUCCGAAGGUAACCGCCGUCUCCGGCGAGACAUUGAAUCUGAAGUGCCCGGUUGCGGGCUAUCCCAUCGAGGAGAUCCACUGGGAGCGGGGCGGACGGGAGCUGCCGGAUGAUAUACGACAGCGGGUUCAGCCGGACGGCUCGCUGACCAUCAGCCCGGUGCAGAAGAACUCGGACUCCGGGGUGUACACGUGCUGGGCGAGGAACAAACAGGGUCACAGCGCCCGGCGGAGCGGCGAGGUGACGGUCAUAGUGCCGCCGAAGCUCAGUCCCUUCCAAACGAACAUCCUGCAGCUGAACAUGGGCGAUCGGGCCUCGCUCACCUGCUCGGUGGUGAAGGGCGAUCUUCCCCUGACCAUCAACUGGCGCAAGGACGGCCGCCCCAUCGAUCCCACCCAGCAUAUGUCCGUGAAGCAGGUGGACCAGUACAACAGCAUUUUGGUCAUCGAGAACCUGGGCAGCGAUCACACCGGCAACUACUCCUGUGUGGUACGCAAUUCGGCCGCCGAGGUGGAGAACUCGCAGGCCCUGCUGGUCAAUGUGCCGCCACGCUGGAUUGUCGAGCCCGUGGACGCGAAUGUGGAGCGCAACCGCCACAUAAUGCUGCACUGCCAGGCGCAGGGUGUGCCCACACCCAGUAUAGUGUGGAAGAAGGCUACAGGCAGUAAAUCAGGCGAGUACGAGGAGGUUCGCGAGCGUCCCUUCACCAAACUCCUUGGAAACGGGUCCCUGCUGCUGCAACACGUUAAGGAGGAUCGCGAGGGCUUCUAUCUGUGUCAGGCCAACAAUGGCAUCGGCACCGGCAUCGGAAAGGUCAUCCAGCUGAAAGUGAACUCCUCGCCGUACUUCUCCUCGACUUCCCGCUCCGUAAUGGUGAAAAAGGGCGAUACGGCACUGCUCCAGUGCGCCGUUAGUGGGGACAAGCCGAUUAACAUUGUUUGGCUGCGCUCGGGCAAGAACACACUGAAUCCAUCAACCAAUUAUAAGAUCUCCGUUAAGCAAGAGGCCACCCCGGAUGGAGUAUCCGCCGAACUGCAAAUCCGCACGGUGGAUGCCACCGAUAGUGGUCCCUACUUCUGCCGGGCCAGCAAUCUCUAUGGAAACGAUCAGCAGCUAGUUCAACUGCAGGUCCAGGAGCCUCCUUUGCCACCCAGUGUCCUGGAGGCGGCGAUGAUCAGCAGCCGUUCGGUGAACAUCAAGUGGCAACCCAAGACCAUGGGCACCGGUGAUGUUACCAAGUACCUGGUAGAGUUCCGCGAGGCAGAUCGCUCUCUCCCACCAGCCUUGUUUGUGGAGCAGUGGCAGCAGAUCGAGGUCAAGGAUCCGCCGAUGUUCAAUGCCAUGAUCGAGAACCUCAAGCCGGCGACUCGUUACGCUUUUCGGGUGAUUGCCGAGGGUUCGGCGGGUCGAAGUGCACCCAGCCAGGAGCUGAUCGUUCGUACGGAGCCGCAGCGACCUGCGGGACCUCCACUAAGUCUCUCGGCCAGACCCUUGUCCUCCACAGAGCUGCUCAUCAGCUGGGUGGCUCCGUUGCCGGAACUGCGACAUGGUGACAUUCAGGGCUACAAUGUUGGCUACAAAUUGUCUAGCUCGGGAAAUACGGCCUAUAACUUCACAUCCGUUGCCGGGGAUUACGAUGGGGGUAAUGGAGAGCUACUGCUCAGCGGACUGGCUAAGUUCGCUAGAUAUAAUGUAGUGGUGCAGGCCUUUAAUCAGGUGGGACCAGGACCUCUUUCGGAACCCACAGGCGCUCAGACAAUGGAAGAUGUACCCAGUCGCCCUCCAGAGGAUGUUCGCUGUGCCGCCUUGUCUUCCCAAUCGCUCCAGGUGUCCUGGCAACCACCGCCAAUCUACCACACGAAUGGCCUGCUGCAGGGAUACAAGCUGGUCUUUGAGCCCAUCAUCGAUGACAUUCAGCCCAGCAAGGACGAGGUGGAGUCCAGGAAGACCACAGCUCUUACUAUGGUGUUGACAGGCCUUCGCAAGUAUACCAACUACAGCAUUCAGGUUUUGGCCCACACUCGAAUGGGUGAUGGAGUGGUAUCGAAGCCAUUGUUUUGCCACAGCGAAGAGGAUGUCCCAGAGGCUCCGGCGGACAUUAAAGUGGUCUCCAGCUCAUCGCAAUCCCUGUACAUCUCCUGGCUACCUCCAAACGAACCCAACGGAGUGAUCACCAAGUACAGUCUUUACACCCGUGUAGUGAACGGUCGCGAGGAGUUGAACAAUGAGAAGCGUAGUCUGCCCUCCCAGCAGGCUUACUAUGAGGCAAAGGGUCUGCAUCCCCAUAUGGAGUACCAGUUUUGGGUGACGGCCAGCACUCGAGUGGGCGAGGGUAAAAGCUCUCGGGUGUCCUCACAGAUUACAACAAAUCGUGUGCCUGCCAGGAUCAUAUCCUUCGGCGGUUCCGUGGUCAGACCCUGGCGGUCCACCGUAACUCUUCCCUGCACAGCGGUGGGUAAGCCCAAGAGGGAGUGGUUUAAAUCGGACGUGGCCCUGCGACAAGGUGGCAUGCACAACUCUCAGUUACUGGACAGCGGAGAUCUGAUCAUCUCCAGCCUGCAGCUGGCCGAUGGAGGCAACUACAGUUGCCAGGUGGACAAUGGCAUCGGCACCGAUCGAUUGACCCACACUUUGAUGGUCCAAGUGCCACCCACGGCGCCCGUUUUGUAUGUGACCAGUGCCACCUCGAGCAGCAUCUUGAUGCACUGGAAGUGCGGCUUCACGGGCAAUGCACCCAUCACCGGUUACACACUGUUCUACCGGAGGACCAAUGGCAACACGGACGAGAUGCAGUUGUCACGACAUGCCUCCAGUCAUGAGCUCAAGGGUCUGGUCUGUGGCAGCACGUACCAGAUCCACCUGAGUGCCCAGAACAAGGUGGGCACCUCGCCCACCAGCACCAUGCUGCACGUGCGCACUCAGGGUCAGUCACCUGGCCAUCCUGCCUCCACUGCCCUUUUGGCCCCUAACUCGACCUCGCUUUUGGUCCGGUUACACUCUUGGCCGGACAAUGGAUGUCCUCUGCUGUACUUUGUGCUGCAGUACAGGGCAGUGACCGAGGAUCCGGACGCUGAAUGGGUGCUGGUAUCUAAUGCCCUGAAGCCUCAGCGCCGCAUAGUGGUCAACAAUUUGACACCAUCGACCCUUUACCAACUUCGCAUGGAGGCACAUAACGUGGCUGGAAUCUCGCAGGCAGACUUCACAUUUGUGACCUUGACCAAGGACGGGGAUCCACCACCACCGGAAAUCGUGCAUCGUGGCCAUCGCGGUCAAACCACAGUGAUUUUCGCCAAUAUGAACCUGCUCAUCCCCAGCAUUGCGGCGGUCUCGGGAAUGUUCUGCACCAUCAUCAUGGUCAUCGUGUGCUACAGACACAUGCUUAAAAAUGCACAACCGCACGCAGAACAAGCCAAUCACAUUCAAAAGGAAUCAUUGGAGAAUAGAGCCAACUCAGAGGCUGCCCAGCGGGAACGCUAUUAUGCCACCAUUCACAAGGUGUCCAUGCAGAACAACGAUAAGAUUCCAGAAACCUCCGAGGACAUCUCGCCGUACGCCACCUUCCAGCUGUCGGAGGCUGGGGGCAACAUGUCGCAGCCGCACCACGGUGGCCCGGCCAACACGCUGCUCCACUCGUUCAUGUACCACGAGCGGGCCCUGGCCGAGGGCUGCUCGUCGCCACCACCAGCCGCGUCCAAGAACCGGAGGCGCCACUCACGGAAGACGGAGCCGGAGAGCGAGGAGUCGGAAUCGGACCAGGACCAACUCACCUCCAGUCGCACCGAGUCCUCCAAUCAGCACGAGGGCAAGAUCAAGCACAGCAUCAUCUACCAUGGAGCACAGUCGAGCACCUCCUCCGAUCUGUCACCAAUGUCCGAACAGAAAUCAUUGCCCCGCCGCGGUCGCUCCAGGUAUCAUCAUCAGCAAUAUCAGUUUUCCACCAAUACCACACCGCGCCACCACAACAGCAACAAAAUGAACAACAACACCACCAGCAACACGAACACCACAGCCACCAAUACGACAGCCACACCAUCGACAUCGAGCAAUUCGAACAAAAUUCUAUCGCCGCGCGGCGGAAAUCUGAAAUCCAUAUCGAGCACCUUCAAAUCGCAAGACUCCAUACAGUGCCACAUACCCACAUUGGUCAAGUCGCCAUCGAUCAGUACACAGCAGCAGAAACAGUUCCACAAACAGCAGUUGCAGAGUAGUAGUAAUGCCCAGCAUAGUAGCUCCUCGAAUCCGAACAGUAGUAGUUUGAAGCAACAGCAGCCCCUCCUGAUCACGCCCAAGCUCCACCAGCUGGAGGCCAGCAAUGGCCAGGAGCUGAUGGGGCUGGAUGGGAUCGGCAAUAACCAUAGCCCGUUGGUAGCCUGCAUGCCGCCCUCCUCACAGUUCCGCCCCAUCCCGCACAAGUCCAUAAUGCCCGCGCAUGAGCCACCGCACCACCACCAGAACCACCAGCAACCACAUCCCCAGCAGCAGCAGCAGCAUCCGGGCACGCUGCUCAACCCCUCGACGGCCAUGCUCUCCUCCAAGUUCUUCACAGCGCCCACGCUGCCCAAAUAGGAUACGGCCAAUGGGGGGAGUGAGUACGUUGGUGGUGCCAUGGAGGCCAUGGACGGUUUCGGCUACGACAGCGGCGAGAUCUCCUGCACCUACAUGGACCCAAUAGAUCAGACAUGAGACCUGGCCUACGGUGAGGUGUGUGGUCCCCCCGAGGGGGCCCGUUAAGGCCGCUUUUCGCGACAUGGUUGAUCAGAUGAGAUUCGAAAAUGCCCCAUAUUUGAGAAAUACUGACUAUCGGUCUCUCUCUUAAAGAUACAUUUCAAGGUAAUAUUUAUUAUAAAUUAUAUUGGAUAUGUUUUGGAAUAUAUCCCCUGAAAUCCCAUUAGGUUUACAUUUCAAAAGUUAAAAAUCACUUUUGAAGGUGCCUAAAAGUAUGCAUUGAUAAAUCUUUCUGCAUUUACUAAAAAAUAAAUCAUAGCAUACUUUUAGACACCCUUUUAAACCCACAAUCCCUUGAGAUACAAAGUAAUCCAUAUCAGAUAAAACCUUUUUGAAUAUUCUAAAUCAAGUCCUCAUCUGAUGAACCAGGUCGUGAGAACUGCGCCCACCCACGCACACCCAACCACACAACCAGACUAGAACUACACCACUAGGUCUUU